UUAGGUUUAGUUCUUUAUGGGUUAGACAAUACAUCAGGGAAAGAGGGAUGUGCUCAUGCAAACAUCGCAUGAAUGUAGGUGUGUGUGCAUUUCCUGCUUUUUGUUAUUCGUUUUGUUUCUCUUGCUUUGUAUGUAGGAGCUAAAAGCCUCCUUUUCUUUCUCUUGCCAUAAUCACCACAUUUUGCGGCAAGUUGUCUGACUUGAGAACUGAGAUCAAGGGAUCAAGGAGCGUCAAAAACAAGUAACUUGUCUGGUGUUUAAGUGGUCCAAGAGUUUGAGUGUGUUUUCUUGGGACAGCUAUGAGAAUUGGAGAAAGGUGGACUUCUGACUUGCUCAUGAAGGCAGUUUGCAUCUACACAAUGAUGUGGUACUAAGUCCUGAGGAUUUUUCCAUCCCUUCAAAUGAGUUCCUGUUUCAAGUUACACUUUAUUUCUGCAACCAGAUGAGUGCACACGUUGUCUGAACUAAGAACCGAGAUCAAGUGAUUAAGGACCAUCAGAGCAAACACUGGUGUCCCUCUGCAUUCUUUGAGCCAAUCUUGUGCUCUCAAGUUACCUAUCUGGUCUAUAAGCUAACUGCCGAACACAAGACAUUCAAUCAUUAAUAAUGACAAUGCAAGCAGAACAGAAAAGCCUCUUUUUUGUCACCUGGAACACAAACGGUAUUAGAGAUACCAGGAUGUUACCACAAAAGUUCUCAAACAUUUUUAAGAGCCUUAGUGACCUUCAGGCUGAUAUUGUCUUUAUACAAGAGACACAUGUUGGGACAGACUGUUACAACAUCUUAGAAGAUGUUCCAGGCUGGAAAGUCUUCUUCACUGUACACAACUCUCGCAGUAAAGGAGUCGCAAUACUGAUAAGAGACAAAGUACCAUUUGAGUACAUAUGCCAUGAUGAGGACUACAGUGGUGGCUACAUUGUGCUCUUCUGUCAUCUGUAUGGUGAACUGUACACUCUUGUUAACAUGUACAAUCAUAAGGCAGACAGAGAUAUCUUAAAUAGUUUAAAAGACUAUUUGAUGGAAACAGCUGAGGGUGUGCUAGUGGUUGGAGGUGAUUUCAACACAGUUUUGCAUCCUAGCUUUGAUCGGAGAUCUUUAAGUUCUCAUGCAAGACAUUCACCAUUCAGAGCUUUUUUAGAAGAUUUUACUGUUUCUCUCAAUCUCAGAGACACCUGGUCAUACAAACGCUCUACUGAUGAGGUCAUUACACGGCGUCAGAAAGAACAGACAGCAUCCAGAAUAGACAUGUUUUUCCUGCCAGAGCACAAAUUGGGACUUGUGUGUAAUAUUGAUGUAGCUGAAGCACAGGGUGUUUCUGAUCAUUAUCCUCUUGUACUAGAACUCACAGUUCAGCACAGAACUGAAACAAUCCUCCCAAAUGUUGCCUUACGGCUGCCGAAGCCUUUUAAAUACACACCUGAUAGAACACCAGGGAAGAUUAGUGGGGCAGAAAUAUUGAGUACCAUUAAAUCUUUGACUGACUUAGAAGAGCACUCACUUGAUAUGGAGCAUGUGAAGUCAUAUAAAGAGCAACGCUGUCAACUGACUGAGACCUUAAAAUACAAAUACAAUUCAAUGAUAGAGAAUAAAGAGGUAGGAGAGAGAAACACCUUUGAGCAUUUGAUAUUCUCUCAAAUUUUGGCAAAGCGUCUCAAUGCAUCCAUUUCCCCUUCUUUCAAGGGAAAGAUAGUGACAAAUCUUGAUACAUUUUCCACUGUGAAAUUUGAGACAGGCCCACAGACAAUCAAGUGGUCUUUCCUUGAAAGAAAACUUAAGAAGCUACAAACUAGGGUGAAGAAGCCACAACCUAGGGUGAAGAAAACAAAAAGGAGGCCUUCUGCCCCCCCACCAGAGUUCAGCAUUCUGGAACGUUUUCUGGAUUGCCUUCUUCCUAAAGACCAAAUCUCUUCUGAACUCAGACUUUUGGAGCCUGGGAGUCCACUCACCAAUGCUAUCUUCAAUCUGGCUCUGAAUGAACUAGAAGCCAUAGUUGUACGUAAUUUAUGUAAGGGAACUGUUUGCUAUCAAAGACAGGUUCUGCGUGUACAUACACCACCAAUCACAUCUGAUUUUGUGGAUAUUUUCAUAAACAAUUUCAAGGAGCAGUCAGGACUUAAAAUACGUAUCUUACAACAUCCAGACUAAGUGGUCUUAAGUUGCUUCACAGAAUUAAUUCUGUUUUCAUUUUAUAUGUUAUAGUAAUUGCAAUUAUUUGUUCCCAUAUUAUUAAUUUUGAUGGCUGACAUGAUUGCAAAUGUGCUCACAGCCAGUAAAGAAAGAUGACAUUUGUCGACUAAUUAUGAUCAAGGCUUAUUGUUUAGGCCUAUAGGUCAAGUACCCUUUUUUCUUAACCAUGGGAAAAAUAAACAUGGGUCCUCAUACAUGUAUAAUACACUGACAAAUUUAUCUCAUUUUUAAUAUACACACUAAUAAUAUCACUAACUUGAGUUUUUUUUCUUUGACAAAAUAUGGGCAAGAUUAGUUAUGUGACUGUGUCCAGGGUGUACCACGACUUGCGCCCGAUGCUCCCUGUGAUAGGCUCCAGGUUUCCCCGUGACCCUGAAAAGGAUAAGCGGCAUAGAAGAUGGAUGGAUGGAUGGAUUAGUUAUGUGCUUUCUUUAAAACGUAAUAAGAAACUGGUCACAGUACUAAUAUCUUCUUAUUUAGAUUACUGUAAUGCUGUACUAAAUUACAAAAUGAAUGUUGCAGCAGAUGUUUUAACAAUUUAGAAUACAUUUUUUUAUUGUAAUGGAGCCAGAGGUGAUUUAUUAAAGAAAAUGGGCAAAAACUACACAUACUACAGAGUACAAAAUAUGGUUAAAACCCCUAUUUGAGGUCACAACACAGACCUUUAAGCAUAAGUAUCUCUAACUUUAGUAACUGUAUUUUGGAACUAUACUUAAGUAUUGUUUUGAGGCAUUUAUAGUUUACUUGAAUAUUAUACAAAUUACAUACCUGUACUCUAACUUAUCUACAUUUGAUAAGAAAUUUUUUUUCCUUCAUUUUUAUUUACACCUUUAAAGUACUCAUUACAAAUCUCUUCUCUCAUCUAGUCAAUCAUUGUAUGCUAUAUAUCAGUAGAAGGGCCUUACAUGCAUUUUAUUUACAUUUCAUUUUCAGUUUAAAAAUAGAAAAGAAUAGAAAAAAGUGUAAAUUGUUUGUAGUUAGGAUACUGUUCAAAUCCAGCUGGUCGCAAAGCUGGUUUUCCCUGUUUUCACUCCUUUAAUCUCAGAAAGAUCUCAUGUCAGAAAAUUGUAAAGGAGUUUCAGACUCUAUAUCUACAGAUUCAGUUUUGAUUUUCUUAGACUUGUUUAGAUUUUCUUUCAAGAGCUAUGAUUUUUGGAUCAAUCUGUAAAAUUAUAGGUUUUAUUUGUACACAUAAAAUGUUACUUUUAUAUCUGUAUACUAUAUAUAUAAUAUAUGACCAUGUCCAGGGUGUACCCUGCCUUGUGCCCGAUGCUCCCUAGGAUUGGCUCCAGGUUCCCCCGCGACCCUGAAGAAGGAGUAAGCGGUAGAAGCUGGAUGGAUAUAUAAUAUAUGUAAAUUAUUACAGCAAUGAUGCAAUGCUUUGUGUAAUCAUUAUAUAUAUAUAUAUAUAUA
This is a messenger RNA of Ictalurus punctatus (channel catfish), 3600 nucleotides long. RefSeq lists its product as uncharacterized. Gene Ontology annotation, cellular component: nucleus. Gene Ontology annotation, biological process: base-excision repair. Gene Ontology annotation, molecular function: phosphoric diester hydrolase activity; double-stranded DNA 3'-5' DNA exonuclease activity; DNA-(apurinic or apyrimidinic site) endonuclease activity. Lineage: Eukaryota; Metazoa; Chordata; Actinopteri; Siluriformes; Ictaluridae. The transcript has 7 exons. Bases 607 to 2145 code for a protein of 512 amino acids. The record is from RefSeq and is a predicted model, not a curated record.